Lymnaea stagnalis (great pond snail) is the source of this 14323-nucleotide messenger RNA. NCBI's taxonomy places the organism in Eukaryota, Metazoa, Mollusca, Gastropoda, Lymnaeidae. The record is from the annotation of a GenBank genome assembly.
GGAAUACUCUGCUAUUCAACAGGGCGUUGUCUCUCCAGAUCACGCAUGUCUGUAUAAAUAUGUAUCUAUAGUAUGUGUUAUUAUGGAAAAAAGAUAUUUUAAAGUUAUAUUUGCACAGUGUGCACAAAGAAAUUGUCUUUGAUAAUUUGUAGUACUUGUAGAUCAACUGCACACUUUUUUUUAUUGUCUUGUAUUAGGCUAGGUGUGUUCAAGCUUCUGCUAUAAGCGUUUGACGGAAUAGUUACUUAGAUCAAAGUCUGAAUGGUUGUUCAUAAACUGGUUACGCGUGGACGUGUUUGUGUAAUUUACUACAUCGUUUAGUGAAGGACACGUUGAUCUAGACACAUGGAGAAAUUGGCAGAUUCUUGGCAUUUCCAGAGGAUUUGUUCAAAUGGCUACGACGAUCAGAAGAUCUGAAUAUAUAAACUUUCUUUAAUAAGGUAAACUUAAUUUGAAAAACUUAAAAAAAUAAAUAAAUAAACCAACUCAUUUCAUUGAGUUACCAAACACAUCAGAAUAUCGCUGUUCAGUUGUGUCUGAUUGAUUUAUUUGAGUAUUGAGAUUGCAAUAUCAGCCUAAAUAUUUUGGUAACCUUUCAAUAAGGGGAAGUUAUAACCCCUCCGCCCUACCACCCCCCCCCCCCAUUUAUUUGAGUAUUGAGAUUGCAAUAUCAGCCUAAAUAUUUUGGUAACCUUUCAAUAAGGGGAAGUUAUAACCCCUCCGCCCUACCACCCCCCCCCCCUUCUCAGUACUUUACACCCUAGAUCCAAUGGAGUUGUUCGUAUUUGGCUGGUGUUUGACUUCCGCAAUUCUUGUCUGGACCCAACUGUUCCUUUCCAUGAGUCAAAUAGGUGUCAAAUAAUUUAGUAUCAGUUCUCAUGUAACGUCAGCUAUAUAUUGAGCAAACAAUAAAUUUGACUUGAUUCAGAGGAUUACAAAAAAAUUAAGUAACAAACUAACACCAUCUGGCAUGUGUUGUGUAUUUCUCAGAUUCCAAUAUGUGUGUAGUUGCUGCCGGACGUCUUCUCCAUAGUUACUGUAGUAUGUUCUUUCCGUAGUUAAUGUAGUAUGUCCACUCUAUAUUUACUGUAGUAGGUCCACUCCAUUUAUUUAUGCCACGACUAUGUCCGUCUCAUGAGAGUAGAGAAUUUUUAAGGGCAGAAGCAGCCAGGACAUUCAUAACAAUAUUUUAGUACCUUGGCCUAGUUAAGCACCUAAUUUACAGAUACACAAGUGUACAUGGCGAAGGCAGUGCAUAGUUAUCAACACAAGCCAAAGUUGUGAGAGAUAAAAUAUUUCAAAUUGCUUACUAAUGCUAUUAUAUGUAUAUACAUAUAUUCAUAUAUACAUAUAUAUAUAUCUAAGGAAAUUUACGGCAGCAUAGAUCGUGUAGAAAGGCGGUUCUCAGCCUGUGGGGUCGCAACCUCUUUGGGGGUCAAACGACCCUUUUACAACACACUGAAAAACAAUUUACUCUACAGUUAUGAAGUAGCAAAGAAAAGAAUUGCUUGGUUGGGGGUCGCCACAACAAUGGGAACUGUAUCAAAGGGUCAUGACAAUAGGAAGGCUGAGAGCCACUGGUGUACAGGAAUGUGCCACUGGAAUUACUAUCUUUCUGCCAUAGGUGGCUCCACCUAUCGCUAUGUUUGCCAACAUGUUCACGUCGGGCCCCUUGAUCAUUACGAGACGAGAUUUCACGAAUAUACUCUAUUUAUUAAUUUAAUUUAUUUGCAGUUAACAUUACCUGUAUCAACAUUAAAAAACUAUCGGAGAACGUCACAAACUAUCCAAAUAAUUUUUCAUUUGAGUCAAUUCAUUAAAAAUGGAGGAUUUACUUGGAGGACAUUUUAAAGAUCAACUCCAGAGAACAAAAAAGGCCCCAGGAACAAACCAAGCCCCCGUUGGCCCACAUGGCUGUGGCUCUAUGUAUAAAAGGUUUAUGGGCCAACAGCUUGUUCGACAACACACGCUUCAAAUGAGACCAAGUCCACACAAUAUCACGGCGUUUUGUUCUCCCGUUCACACUUGGACUGCCCCAGAUCAGGGCUUUUAUCAUGCCCGCCUUGUGGGAGAGGAAGAGAACAACGAUCAGAGUAUGACAGAUCCUUAUCGCAGAAUAAUUUACUUAUCUCAUAAUUUGUCAGGAACCACUCAGUAUAUACCAGGGCCAAAUCAGGGCAUACAAGCGCCCACUCUAGAUAUACCAGCGCCCACUAAUGGUAUUCAAGCGCCCACUCAGGUGAUACAUCAACAUCCCCAUGAUCAACCUAAACAACAUUUCCACAGUCCCACCUCAAACUACCACCAGACUGACUCCGAAAGGUUCAACAGAGAAGAAUAUACCAUUACGUCUUACCCUAGGCACGAUGACCCACACCAACACUUUCACCAUGUUCAAGCCACACAACCGACUUUUCCUUCCAGCCAGCAGCUUCAACACCCCGGCGAUCUAUCUCGUCAACUCCUAGCAGAAACAACAAGACCAGUGCGACAUGAGUUUGGUCCAAACAUCAGAAACGAUAUCCAUAAUUCAAUCAGAUCAUCGAUCACAAAGCUUGGAACAAUCACCCAAGUUUGUGGGCCGCCUAUGGUGGGAAAAUCAACUUUAGUUGAUCAGGUAAUGGAUAUUUUAACACACAGUUUAUCUGCAUUACUUGUUUAAUUAAUAUUCAUUUCCAUACACACACGCAAACACGCAUAUAUAUAUAUAUAUAUAUAUAUAUAUAUAAAUAUAUAUAUAUAUAUAUAUAUAUAAAACAUAAUAUGAUAUACAUAUACAUACACACACAAACACACACAUAUAUAUAUAUAUAUAUAUAUAUAUAUAUAUAAAUAUAUAUAUAUAUAUAUAUAUAUAAAACAUAAUAUGAUAUACAAAUAUAUACAUUCAUAUUGUACUUCAAAUGUUUCCUUACAAAGUGAACAAAUCCUGGCCUACUAUAAAGUGGGUUUAUUUCAGAAGAUGGAAUCAAACAAAUUAUAAUCGGUUUAGGCAAAAUAAGAAGAAAUAUUGCAUUUAUAAAUUAAAAAAUCUUUAAUAGUAGUCUUGAUUUGGCAUAUUUUAGGCUAUCCAAGAAUUGCAAGAAUCACAGCCCAAUAGUCAACACGAUGGAUUCCUGUACCACUCGUUCAUGUGUAAGGGACUGGCUACACUUCAAGAUAUCCUUGCUACCGUCAUGGCCACAAUACGGCAGGGCCGCACCUUCAGUACUUCAUCAAACACCUACACGGAGGCGUUCGUCUUAAGUCAGAUUCAAUCUUUGCUUAUGCGUUGCGAAAAACAUCAUCAUAUUUUUGUGUUCCACAAAUGUGAGAGUGUGCGAACCUCUGGUAGAGACCACGAGUUUUUGACGUUUUUGAAAAAAUUGUCCAAAUUUUGGUGGUCGGCUGGUUUCAUGGUCAGUGUUGUGUUUACAACAUACAAGAAGUUUCCUAUUGCAGGAAGCAAUCCUGGACACGUGGAGGUUGACAUGUUGACUGACCCCAUCGACAUCAAGGCGUUACUGGAACACCACGCCCCUGGUGUAGACGUGACAGGCUAUAUAAAGAUUUGUCAGAAGUUUUUGUGUUUUCCAGAAGCUGUCACUCGUUUCGCGGAAGAAUAUCUUGUUGACGAUGCGACCCGAUCUAGUCCAGAACAUUUGGAAAAACGCGUGUGUUUGGAUGCAGAUUUCCAUUCUCUGAUAUUUGACAAGAGAGUCACUGACGUAGAAGGGUGGCUGCCAAAACCUGACUUAGAACUUCUCAUGUACUUUGGCAGCUCCGUGGACUCAACUUUUACCGAGGGUAGGAACUUCCACAAUACAAAUAAAUACAUUUUUUAAACUAUUGCAAGAGUUUAAACCAGUUGCGUAGCUAGGGUUUGUGUCACCCGUUGCAGUGAAACCACGGUGUCACCCCACUCCCCCGACUUGGGGAUUUUUUAAUGUUAAAAUAAGUCGACUGUAUAAUAAUGACAAGAACAAAAACAGAUCAUUCUAAUGUUACGAGGUCAAUGUAUUUAUUUAAGAACUGUAACAACGCAAAGUGUUAUUUAUUUUUACAUUAAUUUUACUUUAAUCAAAUUGUCUUUUCCCGUUCUUCAAAGCUGCAAAUCUGCUAAUCACUUGACCAAAAUCAAUAUUGUUCACAGUAUCAUUUUUAAUUGAUAGUAGAGCCAGAUCAGAAAGACUUCACUGCCCCAUGGUGGCAGGGCCGGCGCUAAACAUUUUUAGGUUGGGUGAAAGUAUUCAAUUGUCGCCCUCUGGAAAAUUGUGGGAAGCGUUGAGAAAUUUUUUUUUUUUUGAUUUGAACAAAUUUUGCCGCUUUCAGCGGUUCGCCUUUGAGAUUAUCAUGCAUCGUACCCGCCUGGCGGAUCGUAGAUAGUUCUUGAUAAGCCUUAGUUUGAAAAGUUUGGCUCACAGGAAGCCACAAACACACAGCUCGUAAGAAACAAUUGAAGGCUAAGCGAGAGCAUUUGAGGAGAUUCUAGGAAGUCCCAUUCGGCUAUGAAUUUCGUGACAUCAAUUUCUGACCAGUCCAUGACUUUGUGAAAUCCAAUAUCAGCUGCCUUUAGGUGUCUUCUAUGACUUCGUAUUUUUUUAAAAAAUUCAUCGCCCGACAACUCAUCAUAGAAAGAGGCUCAUUUUGGAUCGGACACCAAUAACUCUUCUUCACUUGUUGAUAAGAGACUCUUAGCUUGAACAGCCCCAAACAUAUCUGUUAUUUCCUUGAUCACUGAUGGUCUUAUCAGAAUGAACGCCAGCAAUGCAAUCAAUCUUCUCCAUGUGUUUCUUCUCGCAGAGAGAAUCCCGCAUCUAUUAAUUGUUCUCCUGCCAUUAUCUUCUUAAACCUCAAUCUUCUCUCUACCAAAAUUUCACAUUGGUCUGAUUGUAAAAUUGCCUUCCGGGGUUUCAAUAGCACGUUACACAAAGGGACAGCGCUUCUCAUGCAGAAACAAUCUGUCUUAAGGUAUCUAGGUUGGUCACCACUUUGUCAAGAGUAAAGCCUUUAGUCUACAGACACUGCUGUGUAAGAUUAACUUCCUCAAGUAGAUCAUCAGAUAGGCAAAGUUAGCAGAUAUAUGCGGAAUCGCAGACAUCAUGUAAAAGACAAUCAUGCUCUAUUGUUAAGCGGCGGUACUAGUGACGAAUAUGCGAAAAUAUCAAUUUAUCUGUAUUUGUAGGUUUCGAUAUAUUUGGUCUCGAAAACAUUUUUUUUCUUUUUUAAAUUAAAAAAAAAAAUUAAAAUAAAUUAUUCAAAGUUAAUAGAAAAUUGUUUAAAAUAUUAUUUUGUUGACCCUAUAAAUGGGGAGAAAUUCAAUUUUUUAAUUUUUUAAUUUUUACCGAUACGAUUUAUUUACUUAGAAUUGUCGGAUAAUGUCGCAUUUGGUAUCAAUGGAAAGCUUUGUUUCUCAGAACUUAGAUAAAUAUAGUUGCCUAUCAUUUAUAAAUGUUACCGAACACUUUAAUCGGCGUUGAAUAAUGGUCAAAAAGGUGUUUUCUGAAGCAUCAACAUUGAACUUUUAAUAAAGAACCCAUUAGGAUUGGGCACACGUGUGGAAAAUGUACGUGUUAUCGGUAUUAAGUUUAUGAAAUUCAAUUAGACCGAGCAGUGUGUGCUCUGUGAAUAUGCUUUUUAAAAAAAAAAAAAAAAAAAAAAAAAAUAUUGUGUCCCCCCUCCCUCGCCCCCUUGGAAUGGAGUCACCCGGUGCGGUCCACCACAACCAUUCCCCCCACCUCACAAGCUACGCAACAGAUCUAAACUAACACGGUGUUCUGUUUAUUUAUUUUAUAUAUCUUUAUUUAUCACGUGUGGCUAUAUAUUAUUAUCCUGAUGUACGCUUUGUCUUUUAAAUUUGAGUUGUAGCUAAGCCAUUAUAUAUUUCUGUCUACUUUCAGAAAACUUGAUUGAAGUUCUUAAAAAGCAAAUGGAUGUCUACCGAUUCGACCAAUGGGUGCAAGUAUUAUUGAAGCGACUCAAAGACAACUACGUGUUUCGUGCAGUUUACGAUAAUGGCAACAGACUGGCUGUGCAUCCUCUGCUUGUCUACUACAGCAAGAUUGCCAAAACGCAGGGCACGUUGGUCAUUAAAGACCAGUCCUGUAAUAGGUCAGAAUUUUUUUCUGCUAUUGCAAUACCCUCCAGUUAUUAAGAUUUUGCUGAUAAGUAUCGUACUUACAUUAUUUUUCAAAUAAACUGAUUUUUUAAGAAUAUAGGCGUAUAUUUAAGCUAACUCAAACAUUUUUUAAACCAGAUAUUUGUAUACUUAUCUUAGAGAACCCAACUUAAAAUCGCCUUUUAAUCGUUUGUCACUUUCACUCUUCACUCGUUACUUUCAGUUUUACCGUCUUUGUGAGUCACGUCCUUAAGAAUGCGGAGAAAAACAUCCUGCUCCAUGGUAAGAAGGGUCAAGUGUACGGGUGCCUGGCCCAGGAAUGGCCACACGUGCGACACGUACUGGAACUAGCCAUCAACUGUACAUCAGGGACUUACGAUGCUUUCCUAAAGGUAAUAUACUACAGCAACCUAAGCAUAAUGAUUUAACAAUUUUUUUUUUUUGCUGCGUUCAAAUAAUAUUCAACAGUCUGACAAAGAUAUUUUAAAGGUUUGCUAUUAAAAUAAAAUAACUUAAUUAUUUUUACCCUCCGAACCUUAAAAGUCUGCACCAUACACAGUAACAACUUUAAGGUUGUUCCUUUGAGGGAAAGUUUUUGACUGGGCAUUAGAAGUUGCCCAAGAGCGAUCAUUGUUUUGAGAGUGCGCCACUCGCUUUGAGCAUGGUUUUGAAAUAAAAGAAGUACAUGUAGUAAGGCAGUAAUUUUGUUUUUUCAGUCAAUGACUCUGAUCUAUUUAUUAAUUAAUAUUGAUGUGAACAAUGUUAAAAUAAUUUCAUUCGUCUUUCAGGUUGCUGUACACGGAAGGCGUCUUGUUACGGCGUGCUUUCCCAAUGAAAGUAAAGACUUCUACAAGGCGCUGUUCAUUAGUGCAAAACAGUAUGGCAGUCCACAGCAACAAGCAGUGCUAGAAGCAUGUCUGGGGCAUAUCACAGCAUGUGGCAUCGGUAAGCUAACGUUUGGGGACAUCCCAACAUCUGGCGGUGAGCUAAUAUCUAGGGCGCUUCUUAGCAUCUGUCGUCGGUGAGCUAAUGUAUAGGGCAUAUCGCAGCAUCUGGUGCUGGUAAGCUAUUAGCAUCUGGUUCCAUUUAAUAAGAUUAAAUUUACAAGAUGUGACAAGAUUUGACAAGAUGUGACAAAGGAAAUAAGUAAAACAAAGUAGAAAAAAGGAACGCAACAACACAACAAACGCGUCACAAUUCUUUUGCUGCCCUCUCGGACACUACUUUUCAGAUGAGUGUAAUUUGUAUUUGAUUCUGUUUCUUCUGUUGUUCGUUCGCUGACGAAUGCUUCCUGUCCAUACUUUUUUUUUACUCAUUUCAUUUUUUGCUCACCCGAUUGCAGUCUCCCCACCACCCCCUUUUAUUACCAAAGAUGUGACAAGCAGCUAGCGGAAAUAACGAUGUUGUCUUUGCGUUCUUGUUUUUAACAAAAAAGCUAUCUUUUUUAUUUUAUAUUUUUAAAAAGGAAUAAACUGGAAGCUGUCAGAGAAACACUUGGACUCUGCCAUCGAGACUCUGAAAUCAGUUGGACCAGUUCAUUAUUACAAGUGGGCACUUGCAAGAAAAGCCAACAUUCUGCAAAGACAAGGCAAGAAUCAAGAAGCCCUGAAGUAAAUGACAAUGUGUUUGUCAGUGAACAUUCCUUUAGUCAUGUUGUAGCAGAGAAAAAUGACACCAUUAUUGUUAUCAUUAUUAAAGUAGUAUUCUAUAGCGCGGUUUCCCAGCCUAGCAAGCCUAGGGCUGGGCUCACUGCACCUCACAUACAAAUAACAAUGUUAUAAUAAAAUAUGUGAAUUUAGUUUACCACAGUAAUUUCAAGAAUUUUUUUUUAUAGGGAGAAGAAGAAUCAGACAAAAUUGUGCAUUGAAAGUUUGCUUGCAGUAAAUUUUCUAAUGUAGACAAGAGCUAAUUCUUGUUUAAUUCAUCAUAACUACUGGAGAGAUCUAUCUAUGAAAAUUAUACAAUAUUUUUUCUCUUAAAUAUUAUUUAUGAAAUAUAGAUCAAAGAAAGACAUUCUUUCGAGAUAAUCACAUGCUACUUAGAGAAUAACUUCUUCUAAUGUUCUUAAAAUGAAAUAUUUACUUACUCAGUUUUAUGAGUUCAAUUUGCACAACCACGUCUCUUGGAUUUAGGGCUAUAUAAACGUUUUUGUUAAAAUUUAAAGAAUGUAUUUAACGAGACACAACUUUAACCCUUCCACAUCAUAGUUUCAAUUAAUAAUCCAGUUUCUUCCCUUUACAAAUGACCCCUUUUAAAACUCACUCCACAUAAGCAAUCAGUUUGGUGAAUAUUUAUCUUAUUAUGUUUCUACUAAGACCUUUACAGAAAGGCAGCUAAUAUGAAUUUUGAGUUAAAGAGAGUAACAGUGCAAACUACUCUUUUCUUUGCAGGUAUUUCAUGAAAAUUAAGGAAGUAAGUAACUAUGACAUACCCGGAGAAGUUGAUGGAAUUCUUAAAAUCUCGGAACAGCAAGAAGAACAAGACAAAUUAACAACAGAAAUUCUUGCAACUCUGCCAAUGAUUUUUUUGGGUUUGUUAGUAAAAAAAAACAACAACUUUAUUUUUACAAACAUUUAGCUAUUUCUGCUCACGUUCUGAUACAUUUUAAAAAAAAUAUUUUAAAAUUCUAUCAUUCUUAUACUUAAAUUCUCAAAGGUAUGACAGGUACAUACAUACCCCUGUUUAAUAGAGAUUUAAAGAUUUUAACAAACAAGGAAACGCGUAAAACAAAGAGUUAAUAUACCCUUGGCAACCAGCAUGCUUCUCAACAAUACACUUUGUAGGGCCCUGGCCUCCACCACCACAUCCUUCAAUUCGGAACGAUCCACGGCUUUCCACCUCAAUGGUGGAACCCACAACUUGUGUAAAUCCUUCUCAGUCUUGAACGACCGGUGAGUCGCUUGCCCCAAGGCUUCUACCUGUAUAUCACUUUUGUUGCUCUACAAUCCGGCAUCCUUUCAAUAUGUCCUGCCCUGCCCUGCGCAGUCUACUUUUUUUUUUAUUAUUGCGACUAUGGGUGGGCCUUUGUACAAUUGGUCUAUAGCUCCUGGUUUGUACGGAUUCUUCAGACAUCAUUUUCUAUCACUGGGCCAUAUAUUUUUCUGAGGAUUUUCCUCUCCCAAACAUUGCGCAGGUUCUCUGCUUUUCUGGUAAGGGUCCAAGUCUCACUAGCGUAAGCUACUACUGGUCUUAUGAUAGUGGUGUAUAUUGUCUUCUUUGUUCCCAUUGAGAGGUUUUUGCUUCCCAGUAGCUUUUGAAUGGUAACACCCAGGUACUUUACUGAUGAAACUGUCUCAAGUAUAUGGCCAUGCAGUUAGUAUUGGUAGCCACUCUCUCAAAUUUUUGGUUGUUUAUAUUGCUUUUGGGCGUUUCUGGACAUUUUCAUAUAUUUUGUCUUCGGUUCAUUUAAAUCAAGACAAGCUUGAACUGAAGCAUUUUCAGGUUCCCUUUAUGCUUUAAUUAUGUCAUUUCUGUUUCUGUCAAGUAGCGCUAUAUCGUCUGCGUAUGCCAUGUACUGCAAUGGCUGACUAUAUAUCGUUGUUUUGUAAUACCUCUCUUGGAGUACCUUAUUACUUCUUUGAUCUCUUUCAGUGUUGGUUGGUUGACCAGUGGGUCCGGUCCUCCUGGAUCACUUCUUUGAUCUCUUUCAGUGUUGGUUGGUUGACCAGUGGGUCCGGUCCUCCUGGAUCACUUCUUUGAUCUCUUUCAGUGUUGGUUGGUUGACCAGUGGGUCCGGAUCUCCUUGAAGUAAAGCGUAACCCUCAUUGUCUCUUCCACCUCAGCCAUUCAGUCAAUCUAUAAAGUGUUGCGCCCAUCUCUCUAGUACUCGACUGCUCUCUGUGACCAGAUCUCCACCCGUACGUUCACACGUUCACACAUGUGGGAUCUUGCGUGAAAGCUGUUCUUUUCCUGCUUUAUCUUCAGGUUCAUUCCCCUCACAUCUCUUUCUUUUUGCCAACUCUUCUGUCGUUACUAUUUUUUUUUAUUAUUUCCCAAACUCGUUUUCUUUGUUCCUUUCUGCAAAUGUUGCUAGCCACCCUUCUUGUUUCAUUCAAUAAUUGUCUUCUUCUUGUGCUCAUUUGCAGCAUCAUUAGCCGAGCCUUGUUUCUUUCUUCUAUAAGUUCUCUGCACACUGCAUCAUACCACCCUGUUCUUUUCACCGUCAGUUUAAAUCCAAUCGUUUCCUCUGUUAAAAUUUUUAACUAUUUGCUUCAUAUUUUCCAAUUGCUCGUUUAUCACAACGUUGUUGGCUGAUUCCCUUUUGGAUAAUUCGAGUUGAGUUUCAAUCUUCUGUUGAUAUUCCUCAGUAAUUUUUGGGUCCCUGCUUAUAUUCUUGCUGUUAGUACUGUUUUUCUCUUUUAUUUUGUUAAUUGUGGAAGUUACCAACUCUUUGUUUAUAUUUGAUUCUUACAAGUAUGUGGUCUGAGUCUAUGUCCAACCCUCUACAGCUUUGUACAUGUGUCAUUAUGGUGCUACUACGUUUUAAUACAUUUUUACACUAAUUUUAAUGUUGUUUUUUUGUUGUUGUUAUUUUAAUAAUACAAUUAUUUAUGUUGAGGAAAUAUUUAAACUAGCUUAAACAUUUGUAGGAUUUCAUUAUUUUCUUUGUAAAGGUUUUCCUGCCCUUCUUAGUUUAUUUUGAGCGUGGUCAAUCUUUGGUCCUAAUCUCAUAAGCAUAGUAUUAUAUUUGUUUGCCUUUCAUUUCAUGCAACACAGGAGACAAUGAAAAAGCGAGGGACAGGCUUCACAUUUUGUUAAAUGAGUUGGAUUCCAGAUGUCCCAAUCACCCAGAGUUGUCCAUUCUGCUAAACAACAUUGGUCUAACAAUGCAAAGAGGUGAUUCUGUAGUAGGGAAAUUAACAUCAUUUGAAAUGCAGAGUUGGACAGAUAAAGGCUCUACUUUUAUUUGAUCAUAGUUAAGAUGGAGCGGAGUUAGAUAUUUUAUAAUAGUCAGGAUGGGUUAGAGAUUUUAUAAUAGUUAGACUGAGAUAUUUUAUAAUAAUCAGGAUGGGUUAGAGAUUUUAUCAUAGUUAGACUGAGUUAGAUAUUUUAUAAUAGUCAGGAUGGGUUAGAGAUUUUAUCAUAGUUAGACAGAGUUAGAUAUUUUAGGAUGGAUUUGAGAUUUGACCUUAGUUAGGCUUGGUUACAUUUUUUAUCCCAAAUAGGGGGGGGGUGGAUAAUUUGAAAGUAAUAAGGAUGGGUCGGAUAUUUAAUAAUGAUUAGGAUGAACUCAAAAUUGUAUCCUAAUUAGGAUGAAAUAGAUAUUUAAUCAUAGUUGUGAUGGUAUAGAUAACAACUGGAAAAUUUACAAGUGGAACAUUUGGUUCAUAUAUUUUUCUUGCAUGUUAAAAAAAAAAAAUUACAUUUUUACCAUUUGAAAUACUUUAAACUGUUUCCUGUGUCACAGUUAUCUCUCUUGUGUCUGGGUUGUCCACUUAGCUCUACACAAGUUAUCAUUGUGAAAUUAACCUCUAACAGUGUUUGAGAGUCUGUAAAAAAGUAUUAGUACCUUAACGAAUCUAGUGGUAUUAAAAAUAAUGCUUAGAAUGAUGUAAUGUAAUGUCUAAUGAGCUUGCGAAUUAAUACAUUUAAUAGGUAACAAAGAUUUGAGAGGAGCUCUUGAGUGGUAUCAAAGAGCUUACAUACAGAGAAGUUACCUUGAAAAAAUUUGUCCCGAAGACUUGGUGGUUCCACUCAACAACAUCGGAAUGUGCUUUGCAAGACUUAAUCAGCUGGGUGAGCUGUGACCGCUCAAAGUGUUGAAUUACCUGCUUUUUUUCCGGCUCAUUUUCCCUGACUGCAAAUUAAACUGCGGCCAUUAACAAAGGAAGCUAUCUCCAUUAAAAAAAUAAAACCAUGGCCGUUAACAAAUUCAACAGUUGCCAUUAACUUAUUAAGCUAUGGCCAUUAACUUAUUAAGCUAUGGCCAUUAACUUAUUAAGCUAUGGCCAUUAACUUAUUAAGCUAUGGCCAUUAACUAAACGAUUGUACUUAAAUUAAUAAAUUACACUAUGGCCAUUAACUUAUUAAGCUAUGGCCAUUAACUAAACGAUUGUACUUAAAUUAAUAAAUUACACUAUGGCCAUUAACUUAUUAAGCUAUGGCCUUGAACUAAUUAUACUAUGGCCAAUACUAUGUUUUUUCAUAUUAUUAUAUUUGAAUGAUCCAAACAGUCGGCCCUUCUCUUGAGUAAACAUUUACAUUCUAUGUUCAUGUAAUAAGUAUUUCGACUUGCUGUUUUUUUAGUGAAAAUACACUUCAUUAACAUGGUUUAUUCAAGGAAAAAAAGAAGAUUGCAAUGCUUAAAACAUUUUAAACUAUAUUCAUUUUCCAGAGCGUGGCAAACGAUGCCUGGAAAAAGCCCUUGAAAUCCAACUCGAGCGAGGAGGGGCUCACUACAAUACGGCCUUGACAUUGGCUCAUCUAGCUGAACUGAGCAUCAAAAAGUGAGAUAAUUGUGGCUAAUGUCAUGCGCUCUUAAAUAGUUUUGAAAUACACGGAAAUAAAUUUCAACAACAUUAUAAGAAUUACGUUUUUUUUCACUAGCUCUUUCACAUAAAAUAUCUAUCUAUCAAGAGGUGGGUCCGGGGGGGGGGAGGGGGGCAUUAUUUAAAAUAAUGUCUUAUAUUUAUAUUCUUAGUAACUUUAUUUAUAAUAAUUAAAUGGUUCGAAACUUUAAAACACUUCAAAAAAAGAAGUAAAAAUAAAAGUAAUCCUCAAUAAAAACAAGUUUUGUAAAAAAAAAGUAAUUAUGAUUUAAAACUCUCUAUUUGUGGCUUAAGAGAACAGAACAUAGGGAAAAUUAAAAAAAAAUAAAAUAAAUAAAACUAGGCAGUCAAAAUACAUGGUUAGCUGUGUUCCCUACAUUUCUAUGAAUAUGCUACAAUUGAAAAUAUUUAUUUUCCAAAUCAAAUGAUGAUUUUGAUCUUCUUUUCAAUUUUGAUCAGGCAAAAUUUUAUGGAAGCUUAUGAAAAAGCCUUGGAGGCGGAGGAAAUAUUGAAAAAGAUUGCCAAACAACAUGACUGUCGGCUUCGUGUGCUGAACUCAUUGGUCCAUUACAGAAUAAUUAUCAGACAAUUAAAUCUGACGACGGCUGAAACGACAACGGCUCGCUUUGUGAAGUCUGCUGAAGAUUUUGUUGAUUACAUGUUAGAACUUGUAAGCAGUAUGCAACUAUCCGAUGAAGGCCACCAUGACACGAUGGCAGCUUAUGAGCAUGGAAUGAUUCUAAAGUGGGGGAACUCUCGAGAAAAGUUUCAGCAGUACAAAAAUGAAUACUUGUUAUUUGUUUUAGAAAACGAGUGGGUUCGAGAUUUGAUGUUUUCUAAGAAAGAUGAACUUGCUUCGGCCGCCAAACACAAAAGUCUUUACUUUUACGUCAGCGAUACAGAAUAUGAAGAUCUUGAUCUGGAAACAUUCAUCAGUUAUAUGACACAUGCAUGUGCACAUUGUCAAGAGGUCAACCAGGUUUAUAGUGCAAACAUGUGGCAGGAUGAGGUCGGAUACUUGACACAUCAACGUCAGCAAAAAUUAUAUUGCAGAGACGGUAGUUUUUCUGCAUAAAACGUGUAGCUAUACAUAAUUUGUCAAACUUUGUAAGAAUUAAGACAUACAUUUGAAUGUAUCUGGCAGGACCACAAAAUGCUCAUUAGCAAUUUUUUAUUAUUUUACAAUUUCCAUGCUGUACUAAAAUCUGGCAACAUCUACGCCACAGAAGUAAGCUGAAAUAGAAUCAUGUAAUAAUGAGAAAUGAAAAAAAAAUUAACCACAUAAUCGGGAAUUUUAAAAAAAAUUGGCAAUGGGAAGUUAUUUAAAAUUUAUGAAAUCUCAGAACUUAAAGUGGCAUUUUUAAAUUUAAUAAAUAAUUCAUGGUGUUAUCUGGUUUCUUGAAGUUAUCUACAAGGUAACAAUAAAUUCUAACUGUACUCUAUUCCAUCUUAAUCUUAACUUGAUUAUACAAACACAAGUACACAAGUCAGCUAUUUGUAUUUAUGAAAUAAAUUCAACGUUAAUCUUAAUGUAGAUUAAGAAUAUUUUUUUUUACUAAAUAUCCGAACCUCUUAUUUUUUUUUUUAUUCCAUCGGCUUGUAAAGAAGAAAUAAAGAGUUUUCUCAAUAGACAAAUAAAAGCUUUUUAUUACUAGUUUUAGGAUGUUUUCUUAUAGGCUAUGAGCUAAAUAAUGUUAUUGUUAAAUACUGAAUGCAAAGUUAUUAUAAUGGACCACCA